Molecule: messenger RNA, 1377 nt
Organism: Fulvia fulva
Lineage: Eukaryota; Fungi; Ascomycota; Dothideomycetes; Mycosphaerellales; Mycosphaerellaceae
Product: Isocitrate dehydrogenase [NADP], mitochondrial
Exons: 2
Coding region: 1-1377 (458 amino acids)
Biological process (GO): isocitrate metabolic process
Cellular component (GO): mitochondrion
Molecular function (GO): NAD binding; magnesium ion binding; isocitrate dehydrogenase (NADP+) activity
Source: RefSeq, a predicted model, not a curated record
AUGUCUGCUCUCCGAGCACCCACCGCACCCUUUGCACGCACCCUCCCCUCCACCCUCCGCCCACACACCGUCGCCGCAGCACGCACAUUUCCGCGCCCAAUCGCAGCCAAAGUCGUGCAGCGCCGCAACAUGGCCUCCCAGCAGAUCCCCAAGAUCAAGGUCAAGAAUCCCGUCGUCGAGAUGGACGGCGAUGAGAUGACGCGCAUCAUCUGGCAGAACAUCAAGGACAAGUUCAUCUAUCCCUACCUCGACAUCGACCUCAAGUACUACGACCUGGGCCUGGAGAAGCGAGACGAGACCAACGACCAGAUCACCAUCGAUGCGGCAGAAGCGACCAAGAAGUACAGCGUGGCAGUCAAGUGCGCAACCAUUACACCCGAUGAGGCACGCGUGGAAGAGUUCAAGCUCAAGCAGAUGUGGCUGAGCCCCAACGGCACAAUCAGAAACAUUCUCGGCGGCACCGUCUUCCGUGAACCCAUUGUCAUUCCAAGAGUGCCUCGAUUGGUGCCCGGCUGGAAGAAGCCCAUCGUUAUCGGACGUCACGCCCACGGCGACCAGUACCGAGCAAAGGACAAGGUCAUCGAGGGUCCAGGCAAGCUGGAGAUGGUCUUCACGCCCAAGGGCGGUCAGCCUGAACGGAUUCACGUCUUCGAGUUCUCGGACAAGAACGAGGGAGGUGUCGCUCAGACACAGUACAACACGGGCGAGAGUAUCCGGGGCUUCGCCCAUGCUUCAUUCAAGCACGCGCUGAACCUCAACUACCCAAUGUACAUGACCACCAAGAACACUAUCCUGAAGAAGUACGACGGCAGAUUCAAGGACAUCUUCCAGGACAUCUACGAGAAGGACUACCGCAAGGAGUUUGAGAGCAAGGGUCUGUGGUACGAGCACCGUCUUAUCGACGACAUGGUUGCGCAGAUGAUCAAGAACGAGGGUGGCAUGCUCAUUGCCAUGAAGAACUACGACGGUGACGUCCAAUCCGACAUUGUCGCCCAAGGCUUCGGCUCGCUAGGCCUCAUGACCUCCGUCCUUGUCACCCCGGAUGGCAAGACCACCGAAGCCGAAGCUGCGCAUGGCACAGUCACCCGCCACUACCGCGAACAUCAAAAAGGCAACCCAACCUCGACCAACCCUAUCGCAUCGAUCUUCGCCUGGACACGAGGUCUUGCCAAGCGUGGCGAGCUUGAUGACACACCGGAGCUUGUCAAGUUCGCCGAGAGUCUCGAAGAGGCAUGCAUCCACGUUGUUGACCAACAAGGCAUCAUGACCAAGGACCUGGCAAUCAGCUGCGGCAAGCCAAAGGACUUUGUCACGACCGACGAGUACCUAGAGGCGGUUGAGAAGCGCAUGCGAUCGGUGUUGGGCUCGAAGCUCUAA